Messenger RNA from Dioscorea cayenensis subsp. rotundata (Guinea yam), 1149 nucleotides. RefSeq lists its product as uncharacterized. The record is from RefSeq and is a predicted model, not a curated record. Lineage: Eukaryota; Viridiplantae; Streptophyta; Magnoliopsida; Dioscoreales; Dioscoreaceae.
AUGCCGCCGCCGCCGCCGUCCUCAAGAUCGCCGUUUCACACAAUCCCACAACAAGAACAACCACAGGAUCAAGUCAUGGAGACUCCUUAUAUGGCGCUAUCAGAAGAUGAAAUAGUUUGGCAAAUAAUUGACAAUAACAAUAAGAUUAUGCAAAUUGCUCUCACGCUUAGUAAUGAUGAAGAUGUUCAUGGAGGCUCCGUCCAAGGUCAUGCAAUAAUGCAUCGAGAUCGUGAAGCAACACAUCAAAACUUGUUCAGAGAUUAUUUUUCAGAAAAUCCACGAUAUAGUGAAAACUUGUUUCAAAGACGUUUCCGAAUGUCUAGAUCUUUGUUUCUUCGGAUAGUAGAUGCAGUUCAAAGCCACGGCAACUACUUUCAACAACGAAGAGAUGGGCUUGGUAGACUUGUGUUGUCAACAUUACAAAAGAUAACUGCUACAUUUCGAAUGCUAAUGUAUGAUUUACCCUCAGAUGCUACUGAUGAGUAUGUGAAAAUUGGUGAAUCAACUGCAAUUGAAAGCUUAAAGAGAUUUUGUCGUGUAACUGUGGAGAUUUUUUUGAAUCAAUAUCUUCGAACUCCUAAUGCCAAUGAUAUCACAAGGUUAUUACACAUUGGGCAACAACGUGGUUUUCCUAGAAUGUUGGGCACUCAAGGUAUUGCUCCUCAUUCGCAUUAUGUCAUUCAAAACAAAGAAUAUAACAUGGGAUAUUAUUUAGCUGAUAAUAUAUAUCCUAAAUGGUCAACUAUUGUGCAAACUAUUCACGAGCCAUGUAAGGAAAAAAAAUACUUUACCAUGAAACAAGAAUCAUGCAGGAAAGAUGUGGAACGUGAAUUCAGAGUUCUACAAGCAAGAUUUGCAAUUGUUACAAGACCUGCACGUUUUUGGAGCAAGGAUGUAUUGAGUGACAUAAUGAAAACUUGUAUUAUCAUGCAUAAUAUGAUAGUUGAGGAUGAGAGAGAUCUUAGUGUACGGAUUGUUGAAUCAACAGAUGUGCCUGAACCAACUGUGGAACUCAUCAAAGAUGAAAAUGCUCGAUUUGAAAAGUUUGUGGCUCGAUAUAAUCAAAUCAAAGACAAAGAAGCUCAUAUUGCACUUCGCAAUGCAUUGAUAGAGCAUUUGUGGGAACAAUAUACUAAUUUAGAAAGUUAA